CUUGCUAACCAGGAGAUUUCCAAGACACAAAUGCUGGAUUCUGAAGUCGAACUGAAGGACGCUUUCCGUCUCAAGCUGCAACGAAUCUUCGAAAAUCUCAGGUCUCCGGAUCCAGAAAAUCCUUUACCUUCUGUCGAAUUGGCUAGCUUUGGCAGUCUUAGUUCUGGCUUUGCCACUGCUGGCUCUGAUAUGGAUCUGGCCAUCGUCACUUCAUCUGAGCAUGACUUGAGUCAGCGUUUCUCUUCGCACGAGAACGGUCUCCCUCGAGUCCUCGAGAAGGAACUACUUGAUAACGGCAUCGGUGCCCGCCUGCUCACCCGCACACGUGUGCCUAUCAUUAAGAUCUGUGAACUGCCGGCACCGGAGCUCUUGGAUGCUCUUCGAGAAUCUCGUGAAAAGUGGGACAAUCUACCUGAAGACGAGAAAUACGCCACCUCGAAGCCGUCUGCCAACGACACAGCCACCGAGAAGGAUGCUCCAGACGCUCAAUCUUCGCCCUCUCAGCCUGGAUCUAAGACUGGUGGCAAUGACCUUACCUUGCAAGCUCUGGAACUUGACUCAAAAGCCUCUUCAAAGUCUGAAAAUACACAACAACCCGAUCAACAACAAUCUCAAGACAAACAGGCGAAUCGUCAGCGAAACGACAAAAGUUGGCGUCGCGAAAAGGCCCCCGGCCCCCUUGACUUUCCCAAGGAUGGUGUCGGCAUCCAAUGUGACAUAAACUUCUUUAAUCCUCUUGGUAUUCACAACACCAAAAUGUUGCGGUGCUAUUCAAAAUGCGAUCCUAGAGUUCGACCCAUGGUCCUCUUCAUCAAGUCAUGGGCUAAGCGAAGGAAGAUCAACUCUUCCUACUCAGGCACCCUGUCAUCGUAUGGGUAUGCGUUGAUGGUUUUGCAUUACCUUGUGAACGUAGCAAACCCACCUGUUCUGCCUAAUCUGCAGCAUGAGGCCGAAGCCUAUGGUCUACCUCCCGCUACCAUCGACGGUUACGAAGUGCGCUUUUUUGACCAAGAAGACGUAAUUCAGAGUCGUGCUAGUCAAGGCUUGAUUACACAGAACAAGGAGUCACUGGGCAAUUUGCUGGUUGGUUUCUUCAGGUACUAUGCCGUCAAUGCUGGUGGGUUCUUCUGGACACGCGAUGUGCUCAGCUUGAGAUCUCGAGGUGGCAUCGUGUCCAAGUUGGAAAAGGGUUGGACUGGUGCAAAGACUGAAGUUGGUGACAACAAGGAGGUACGCCAUCGAUAUCUCUUUGCAAUCGAAGAUCCCUUCGAGACUACGCACAAUGUUGCACGAACUGUCACGCACAACGGCAUUGUCGCCAUCAGAGAUGAAUUCCGUCGUGCAUGGCGCAUAAUCGGUGCCAUCGGCCGCAACAGAGAAGAGCCUGAAGGUGGCCUGUUUGAUGAGUUGACUGAAGCCGAA
Messenger RNA from Aureobasidium melanogenum CBS 110374, 1422 nucleotides. RefSeq names its product PAP/OAS1 substrate-binding domain-containing protein. The record is from RefSeq and is a predicted model, not a curated record. NCBI's taxonomy places the organism in Eukaryota, Fungi, Ascomycota, Dothideomycetes, Dothideales, Saccotheciaceae. The transcript has 2 exons. Gene Ontology annotation, molecular function: RNA uridylyltransferase activity. Gene Ontology annotation, biological process: RNA 3'-end processing. The annotation marks the transcript as partial.